Eucalyptus grandis is the source of this 5820-nucleotide messenger RNA. RefSeq names its product putative disease resistance RPP13-like protein 1. Gene Ontology annotation, molecular function: ADP binding. The transcript is spliced from 5 exons. Bases 1169 to 2722 code for a protein of 517 amino acids. NCBI's taxonomy places the organism in Eukaryota, Viridiplantae, Streptophyta, Magnoliopsida, Myrtales, Myrtaceae. Gene Ontology annotation, biological process: defense response to other organism. The record is from RefSeq and is a predicted model, not a curated record.
AGUGCUUAAAAAGUCAGUUGCUUCACGCCAUCAUUUGAUACUUGUCCCGAAGGGAAGAACUUUCGUUUUCUCUUUGCCCUCUACCUUUGUUUCGACUCUUCCGGGCACUCUUGUUUAAUCUCUGCCACUCAUAAACCAAGCCAUGCCCAUCGUAGAGCUCUUUCUUGGCGCCCUUCUUCCGAUCCUGUUCGAGAGGUUGGCCUCUCGCGAGCUGCUCAACUUUGCACACCGUGAGGGGAUCGAUAAGCUGCUGAAGAAUUGGAAGGAAAUGCUGAUCAGCAUCAAUGAGGUGCUGGAUGAUGCAGAGGACAAGCAACUCAUCAACAAUGUUGGGGUGACGUCGUGGCUCGAAGAUCUCAGGAACUUGGCCUACGACAUUGAAGAUUUGCUUGAUGAGUUCACCAUAGAAUCUACUAAAAGCAAGUUCAAGGCAGAACCAAGCACUAGCAAGGUGCAUUCCCUUCUUCCCAGUUGUUGCUUCACAAUGAGCCCGAGAGCAUUGAUGUUCAACCAGAAAAUGAGAUCUGAGAUGGUGUAACUGGAUGCUCGAUUAGAGGAGAUCAUAGCUCGUAAAAAUGGUCUGGACCUGAGAAAGAACAAGGGGAAGCGAUUAGCAUACCACCAGCUAGAUAAGCCGAUUCCCACUACGAAUCUGCGCGAGCCUUGUUUCGUUAGUAGGGAGGAUGAAAAGGGGAGAUCCUCAAAUUACUGGCUAGAGAAGAAGAUGAUAGAACAUGUCCGGAUCUAGAAGUGAUUGCCAUUGUAGGGAUGGGGGGUGUUGGGAAGACGACACUAGCUCAGCAGGUCUACAAUGAUGCUGGAGUGACCCAUUAUUUUGAUGUGAAAGUAUGGGUUUGUGUUUCUGAUGAUUUUGACGUGCAUGCUAUUACAAAGUGUACCCUACAAAAAACCAACUCCAUUUUGUCCUGUGAAGAUAAAGACCUGGAUUGGUGUCAAGAAAAGCUCAAGGAAACCCUUUUAGGGAAGAAGUUUCUUUUCAUUUUAGACGAUGUUUGGAACGAGAAUUAUGGAGAUUGGAUUGUCCUUUGAAGCCUUUUGAAUCGGGAGCAAAAGGAAACAAGAUCACUGUCACGACUCGUAACCGCAAGGUUGCUUUAAUGGCCGAUGCUCGACUAUAACUCUCAAACUAAUGUGAUUAGAUGAUUGCAUGACUUUGUUCGCAUUUCAUGCUUUUGGAGUCCGAAAUUCAAAUCGCCAUCCUCGUUUUGAAGAAUUAGGUCUCCAAAUAGUGGAAAAAUGCAAAGGAUUGCCAUUAGCCGUGAAGACAGUGGCCGGGCUGCUACGCACUAAAGUCAAUCCCUGUGAUUGGGAAGAUGUAUUGAACAACAAGAUUUGGAAUCUAUCAGAAGGAAGAAAUGACAUCCUUCCGGCUUUGAAACUUAGCUACCUCCAUCUCCCUUCUCAUCUGAGGAGAUGCUUUGCUUACUGUGCUAUAUUUCCCAAGGAUUAUGAAAUCAAACAUGAUGAGUUGAUUCAUUGGUGGAGUGCGGAGGGCUUAUUAGAGGGAAAAGGAGGAAAGAACUGUUGGAAUUUAGGUUUGAAUUAUUUCAACGAGCUAGAAUCUAGAUCGUUAUUUCAAAAGUCGAGUAGUGAUGGAUCACGAUUUUUGAUGCAUGAUCUUGUGAAUGACCUAGCAAAGCUAGUUGCAGGUGCAACUCAUUAUGGCUUAGGCAAGUUUGAGUUUGAAGGUGAUCAAAAUAAUGCAUCUUUAGUUCAUCAUGCCUCAUUCAUUCCCAGUCGAUACAUAGUGCUAGAAAGAUUCAAGAUAUAUCAUCAAAUGAAGAGACUUAGGAGCUUCAUAUCGUUAGAGAAGCAUUCUCACCGUUGGGACAGGUCCUUUUUGUCCCAGAAAGUGAUAUGUGACUUGUUGUCAAAAUUGAAGUACUUGAGGGUGCUUUCAUUAAGUCACUACAACAUCAGUGAGGCACCGGAUUUCAUUGGUGAUCUAAGGCACCUAAGGCACCUUAAUUUAUCAUAUACUAAUGUUGCAAGGCUUCCAAAGUCAAUUGUUGGACUGUAUAACAUUGAGACUUUGAUGUUGCGAGGCUGUGAAAGUCUUAUCGAAUUACCUGAAGAUAUGGAGAAACUUAUCAACAUAAGAUUUCUCGACAUUACUGACACUCCGAAACUAAGAGCAAUGCCACUGUAUAUAGCUAAUUUAGUGGGUCUUGAGAUGCUGUCCAAGUUUAUAGUGGGAACGGAAACUGAGUUGAGGUUGAAGGAGUUAAAAAACCUAAAGAACCUUCGAGAGGAAUUGUGCAUCUUUGAUUUGCAUAAGGUUCAAGAUGCCGGAGAUGCCAAGGACGUCGAUUUACUCGCGAAGGAGGGAAUAUGUCGGUUGACCUUGCGGUGGAGUGAAGAUUUUGAAAAUUCUCAGAAUGAAGAGCUUGAAGCAAAGAUCCUUGACUUUCUUCGGCCACACCAAAACAUUGAAAAUCUCGUGAUAUCCUACUAUGGUGGCAUAGAAUUCACAUCAUGGUUAGGAAAUCCCUCACAUGUCCACAUAGUGCAUUUACAUUUACAUAAGUGUCGUAGGGCCAAAGCAUUAUCAUCACUUGGGCAGCUAUCUUUGCUAAAAGAACUACACAUCGAAGGUCUAGAUGCAAUUCGUAGGAUAGGUUUUGAAUUUUAUGGACCUAAAAGUCCUUUUCCGUCCUUAACAACUUUGGAAUUUAGGAACAUGCCAUUGUGGGAGGACUAGUCUCAUUGCGUUGGCUCAGAAGAAGGAGUUGUAUUCCCCAGUCUUGAGCAUCUCGUUCUUAGGGAUUGUCCUAUGUUGAUAAAAAGAUUGCCUAGUCAACUAAGCUCCCUCAUUAAGCUCGAAAUCAACUCUUGUCCGCGUAUGGAUGCCUCGCACUCUAACAUUAUUAGCCUUCCAUCUCUUAACGAGUUAAAAUUUAAAGGCUGUAAUGAGGGGGUGUUGAAGAGUUUGGUAGACUUGACAUCUCUAACCACUCUUGUCAUAAAAGACACUGCUGAACUGACUUGCUUAAAUUGUGAGUUUACAAGCUUCUUGAUCAAACUAAAGAAAAUGGAGAUGGGAAAUUGUAACAAGUUAAUGUUUUUAUGGCAAGAUAGAGAUGUAGUUGAGAAGCUCGGUUGUCUAAAAAGCUUAGAUGUACAAGGUUGUCCUAAAUUCAUGUCUUUUGUGGCUGGAGAAGAAGAUAUUAAGCUACCCAACAACCUCGAAGCUAUCAGCUUGUAUGAUUGCGUCAAUUUAGAGAAGCUUCCAAGCAAGAUGCACAACCUCUCCUCUCUUAGACACUUGAUAAUCAGUGACUGUCCAAAACUGGUGUCCUUCCUCGAAACAGGCAUACUGACAUCAGUGAGAUCAUCAAAUAUCAGCCGCUAUGAUACGUCGCAAUCUCUACCCACAGGAUUAAGUAUUCAUUCGGAAGGACCAAGCAACAGCAUUAACCACAUGGACAUGACGUCUUGUCUACAAGAAUUAGCAAUCUACGGAUGCAAGUCUCUACCGGCAUCUCCAUUUAGUGAGGGUAGAUUUUUACCUGCGACCCUCAAGAAACUUGUAAUUAAUGAAUGCUCGGGAGUGAAGUCGCUCGCGGGGAUAAUUCUAGACGAUCAUCAGUCACUUCAAAAGAUUAAAAUUGAGAGUUGCAAAAAUUUGAGAAGCUUACCUCAAGGCCUGCACACACUGUCCCAUCUCGCUUCCUUGACAUUGAAAGACUGUCCUGCUCUGGAGCUAGAGUGCUUUCCUCCUCUUUCUCCUAGCAUCUAGAAUUUUUAUGUUGAGGAUUGUCCGAAUAUAAAAGCGUUACAUAAUCAGUUGAGUCAACUCACGUGUCUCCAUAAAUUAAGUUGUGACGUUAUGCAGUUUCCCGACGGAGGAUUGCCACCCCAGCUACGAGAACUCUGGGUAACGAUAAGCGGGAAUAUGAAGCAACCGGUUGAGGAGUGGCUUACCCCCCUCACCUCCCUUCAAGAACUGUGGAUCAUCGGCAACGCUGGAGGAGUGGGGAUGGAGAAGGAUCUUGCGCUUCCACCCUUUCCCUCUUUGCACCAUCUGUCGAUCGAUAAUAUGAAAAACGUGGAAAGACUGUCUAGCAAUCUCCCUUCGUCUCUCCAGAUCUUAGAAAUCCAGAAUUGCUCGAAGCUGAGGUAGUUGCCUCUGGAUGACCUCCCUCCCUAUUACAACUCAGUAUCGAAUAUUGUGGGAUUCUAGAGGAGCGAUGCAAGAAACGGACCGGCUGCUAUUGGCACCUCAUCCGCGAAAUCCCAGUAAUUUGUUUGAAUUUCACGCGAAUUACUUAAAAGGAUUUGGCCUCGAAUAUUACUUGAGGGAGUGUUCGCUUUGGUGCCCUCUCUGCUUAGUAGCUGUGAUCGUGGUGCGUGCGAUGAAACCCUCUACGGUUCCUCCGGAGAUGGCGUCGGAAUUGUCUGAAUGCCUUCUUCCAAAGUCAUUCUCGCGACAUGACUCCGGACGUGCAUUUGCUCUCAUCAAAAUCAGGAAUCAUUCCGCCAUUUCCUUCUCCUGCUCUACUCUCCUACUUGAAGUCUACCCAGAUUCGGCCAUCACUUCCCCUCUCCAUUGAAAUGCUUCGCGUGACUCCCACAAACCGGCGAAGAUGCCGAUGAAUCUGGGCUGUCAUUAAGGGACUGUCGCGUUUGAAUUUGGAUUUCUCAGAUUUCAUUGGAAUUCAAUUGGUGAAUUUACUCAGCGACCUAUGGAAAGGUCUAUUUACCCUUCCUUCACCAUCGCCUUACCAAUAAGUCUAGGAGAAGUUGCUGAAGGGCCCUGGAUGUGAGUUUGCUUCUCAUUGUAGGGUCGAAGGGACAUGCCACUGCAGGCUUUUUUGUUAAGAUCUCGACUUUUGUGCAAACUUUUCCAUGAUCUCUUGGUUCUCGAAUUUCUCACGAGGAUAGCAUUCACCAGAAGUGCAAGAAACUCGGUAUUAACUUUCAGUCUGCAUUUACAAAUACAACAUACUUAUUCCCACUCCUGUGAUCUUUGUUUCUGAGCAUAUUGUGAUGCACAUCAGGAUCUAUGUGGGAAACCGAUUUAUUGCGCCUCAACCCUUUCAUUCUAGCGGUUUACUCACCAUCCAAGAUUUGGGAAUGGUUUGUCGGUUUAAGUGCAGAUGCAAAUGAAGGCAUUUCUCAUCCUGGAUAGCACACAAUGAAAUCUUUGCUUGUUGUUCAUUUUGAUAACUAUUUCUAGUCUGCUUCCUGGAAUCAAAGUUGCAUAGCGCUGCAGUUGCUGGUUGGCAAAGUUUAAAGGAGCUUUCUUUUGGAAGGGAGAUCCUGAUACUAAAGAGGGAGCAAAACUUAGCUGGGACACCGUUUGUCUUCCUAAGCAGUUUGGCGGCCUUGGCAUUGGAAGACUGGAUUUGUAAAAUCUUGCUUGUGUUUUGAACAGUCUGUGGAGUAUUUUGUUGAGGUGUGGAUCUCUAUGUUUUGCCUGGCUCUGUAGCUAGCAUCUUGAUUGGUAACAAGAUGCCACUUAUGCUUGGAACACAUUAGAUACUUGGCCAAAGGAUCAUUUGGAAGUGGCCAGCUGCUAGGGUGAAGAGUUGGUUUCCACCUAAGCUGCAGGAAGAGUUGUAUGCACAACUUCUUCAAAUGGUCUUUUCAUUGCUCAAGAAAUUGUCAGAAACAAAAGUGCUCCCCUAAUGUGCCAAGUUUGGCCUUAUUUCUUGGUUGGUAAUACAUGAUAAACUUCCCACUUUUCAGAGGAUUAACAGUUGAUCUGUUGGGAAUACUAGAUUUUUUUGCUGGUUCUGUAAUCUAAGCACUAUAUCUUGGUGUCAUCUCUUUUUCAAGUGUUGUUUCUCUAAUCAA